Molecule: messenger RNA, 4411 nt
Organism: Chionomys nivalis (European snow vole)
Lineage: Eukaryota; Metazoa; Chordata; Mammalia; Rodentia; Cricetidae
Gene: Slc2a1
Product: solute carrier family 2 member 1
Exons: 10
Coding region: 193-1671 (492 amino acids)
Biological process (GO): D-glucose transmembrane transport; response to insulin
Cellular component (GO): apical plasma membrane; basolateral plasma membrane
Source: RefSeq, a predicted model, not a curated record
CGGUCCUAUAAAAAGGCUUGCUCCGCGCUUCGGCUAGGAACUGAGUGGAGGAAUCGCUCGUGGAGUCCUGGUCUAAGCCAAGUUGUCCCAAGUGCGCCAAGGCGUGGAGAUCCGGCGGGAGACGCAGAGUCAGAGCACGCCCGUUUCCCGUCUCGCAGCCGGCACAGCUAGAGCCACGAUCGCAGCGCGGCCAUGGAGCCCAGCAGCAAGAAGGUGACUGGCCGCCUCAUGCUGGCCGUGGGAGGGGCAGUGCUCGGAUCCCUGCAGUUCGGCUACAACACUGGUGUCAUCAAUGCCCCCCAGAAGGUUAUUGAGGAGUUCUACAACCAGACAUGGGUCCACCGCUAUGGAGAAUCCAUCCUGCCCACCACGCUCACCACGCUCUGGUCACUCUCGGUGGCCAUCUUCUCCGUCGGUGGCAUGAUUGGCUCCUUCUCUGUGGGCCUCUUUGUUAAUCGCUUUGGCAGGCGGAACUCCAUGCUGAUGAUGAACCUGUUGGCCUUUGUGUCUGCCGUGCUCAUGGGCUUCUCCAAACUGGGCAAGUCUUUUGAGAUGCUGAUCCUGGGUCGCUUUAUCAUUGGAGUGUACUGUGGCCUGACCACUGGCUUUGUGCCCAUGUAUGUGGGAGAGGUGUCACCUACAGCUCUCCGCGGAGCUCUAGGCACGCUGCACCAGCUGGGCAUCGUCGUUGGCAUCCUCAUUGCCCAGAUUUUCGGCCUGGACUCCAUUAUGGGCAAUGCAAACUUGUGGCCUCUGCUGCUCAGUAUCAUCUUCGUCCCAGCCCUGCUACAGUGUAUCCUGUUGCCCUUCUGCCCUGAGAGCCCCCGCUUCCUGCUCAUCAAUCGAAACGAGGAGAACCGGGCCAAGAGUGUGCUGAAGAAGCUUCGCGGGACAGCCGAUGUGACCCGAGACCUGCAGGAGAUGAAAGAAGAGGGUCGGCAGAUGAUGAGGGAGAAGAAGGUCACCAUCCUGGAGCUGUUCCGCUCGGCCGCCUACCGCCAGCCUCUCCUCAUUGCUGUGGUGCUGCAGCUGUCCCAGCAGCUGUCGGGUAUCAAUGCUGUGUUCUAUUACUCGACGAGCAUCUUCGAGAAGGCGGGCGUGCAGCAGCCUGUGUAUGCCACCAUCGGCUCGGGUAUCGUCAACACAGCCUUCACUGUAGUGUCGCUGUUCGUGGUAGAGCGAGCUGGACGGCGGACUCUGCACCUCAUUGGCCUGGCUGGCAUGGCAGGCUGUGCUGUGCUCAUGACCAUCGCGCUGGCCCUGCUGGAACGGCUGCCCUGGAUGUCCUAUCUGAGCAUCGUGGCUAUCUUUGGCUUUGUGGCCUUCUUUGAAGUAGGCCCUGGUCCCAUCCCAUGGUUCAUUGUGGCUGAGCUGUUUAGCCAGGGGCCCCGUCCUGCUGCUAUUGCUGUGGCUGGCUUCUCUAACUGGACCUCAAAUUUCAUCGUGGGCAUGUGCUUCCAGUAUGUGGAGCAACUGUGUGGCCCCUAUGUCUUCAUCAUCUUCACGGUGCUCCUGGUGCUGUUCUUCAUCUUCACCUACUUCAAAGUUCCUGAGACCAAAGGCCGGACCUUCGAUGAGAUCGCUUCCGGCUUCCGGCAGGGGGGUGCAAGCCAAAGCGACAAGACACCUGAAGAGCUGUUCCACCCUCUGGGGGCUGACUCCCAAGUGUGAGGAGCCCCACACCCAGCCCGGCCUGCUCCCAGCAGCCCCACGGAUCUCUCUGGAGCACAGGCAGCUAGAUGAGACCUCUUCCAAACUGACAGAUCUCAGGCGAGCCGGGCUUGGGCCCCUUUCAUCAGCCAGCAAUGAUGUCCAGAAGAAUAUUCAGGAUGGCUGCAGAAUUCUAAUGAAAGCAAGACUGUUGCUCAAAUCUGUUCAGAUAAGCAACAGGUUUUAUAAUUUUUUUAUUACUGAUUUUUGUUACUUUUUUUUUUAUCAGCCACUCUCCUAUCUUCACACCCUUGUCUUCACCUUGAAUGGCUCAGUGCCUGAGGGUGGGGACCAAGCCCUGUCCAGACACAAUGCCUUCUUCGCCAAGCUAAUCUGUAGGGCUGGACCUAUGACCAAGGACACACUAAUCGAACUAUGAACUAUGAGGCUUUACCCCAGGAGGUGGUAGCUGCCACCCCCUUCCGCAGGCCCGGAUCUCCCCAUUAUAGGGGUCGGGCUCCAUUUUAGGAUUCGCCCAUUCCUAACUCUUCCUUCCCAACCACUCAAUUAAUCUUUCCUUGCCUGAGACCAGUUGGAAGCACUGGAGUGCAGGGAGGAGAGGGGAAGGGCUAGCCAGGUUCUAGUCUCUUGUGCACUGAGGGCCAGACAUCACCACGAGAAGGGCCUCGGAGGCUGAGAACUCACUGUUGAAGACAUGGACACUCCUGCCCUGCUGUGUAUAGAUGGAAGAUAUUUAUAUAUUUUUGGUUGUCAAUAUUAAAUACAGACACUAAGUUAUAGUCUAUCUGGACAAACCCACUUGUAAAUACACCACCAUACUCCUGUAACUUUACCUAAGCAGAUAUAAAUGGCUGGUUUUUAGAAAUGUGGUUUCAGAAUGCUUGUGGGUUGGGACCAGGCAGGUUUGGAUGAAAGUGAGAGAGAAGCAAAGCAUGGUUGUAACCGUGCAGUGGCUUUGGACUUCUUGGCUCAGGAACCUAUCAGUUCUAAACACCUGUUCAUCGGCCCUUGAUUGCUUAAAAAUCUGUGUGACCUCUUACCCAGAGGAAAACCCAAGUUCUCUGUCCUGGCAGUCAGCAUUUUCACCAUGUGCUUUUCAGACUGAGAACUGCUAGCCCUGAUACUCAGGCUUGAGAAUCAUCCCGAAGUGAAGAUAGGUGUCCUCUGGCAGGCUUCAAGAACUUUCAAAUGGAUGCAAUCUCACAACCCACACUUUAACAAGCCGAUUUUACUUCCCUGUAGCCUGUUCCUUUCCCCCAAACAAAAUAAGCUAUUUAUACUGCCCUAGUGAGUUGUUAUGGUGCUUUGUAUCCAAGGCAGCUUUCUUAUUUACAGAAACCAGAGGCCACCUGAGGGGGCGUCCAGGGAAGCACUGAAGAGGCAGGUCCUUCCCAGAGACCCGCCCCUACUUGAAUUCAGAGGCCCUUGAAGGGACUUUCCUGUGGCAGUGUAGCCUCCCACCUGAAUGGUUUUAUCUGGCUUUUCAGCAUCAUCCAAUCCACUGCUGGCUAGGCACUCAGGAAAUAAGAGUAUCCUGUCUCUAAAGGUUAGAAAACCUAGAGGGAAUUUUCCUUCCUGACUGUGCAGACAGCAAUAGAAUGACAAGGGGUUGAGGAGGGAAACUAGGGAAAAUGUAAGGUCUUUCUCCAGCCCCUUCCCGAUUGAGGGACAAAGCUGAGAAGGGCCGAGCUUGAGCUGCUGAGGUCAGGUGAGGAAGUAUGGCCGGUUAGCAAGCCUUUUGCCAACUGCAAGGCCCAGGAACCCACCUCUGCCAAGACAGAGUAGGGACGUGUGGGGAGAGCUUCAUCAGAGGUCAGGCGUGGCAAGGUGGGUGGCCUCAGUCCCGAAGACCUCCAGGUUCGGGGGAAAACGGACAUCACCCGGUUCAGGGUCCAGGGCUGAAAAAAAUACACACUCAGCAGUCUUCCCCACCCUAUAGUCUACCCUGCUGCGACGCGCAGGCGCAGAGAAGUGGCCGAGGUGACUCCAUCCUCCCGGUCACGCUGCAAGGACGCAGUCAGCUCUCGGUGGGCAGGGGAGGCGGAGUUAGGUGACGUAUUCACCAAUCAGAGCGGAGGAGGCGGGCUCCGAGCCAGAGAGGAACACACCUGUCUCGCAUCAGGUGAAGUCUUCGGUUUCUGAUAGGAAGCCGACAGGAUUGUUCCCUGGCGCCUUUCUCUUCUCACCAGCGCCUAGGCAAUUUCGCACUUUAUCUGUAAUCCUGCCUCAGUCUCCCUGGAAACCGAACUCGGCGGCAGCCUUUAUUUUCCUUAUAGUACUGUCGGUCCACUGCAGGAGUCGACGGUCCUUAAGCCAGCGCAAAGAGGGCCAAAGCUAAACCAUUCCUAGACUUCAGUUCCCAACAGAGAUCCUGGUCAAGACUUCAGAUGAGAGCACAAGAACUUAGUCUUGGCUUCCCAACCCGAAUUCCUCUAACGCAGUUUUAGGCAGGAGAGCAGAUUCAGAAAGUACAUUCAUUAAUAGGGAUAGAAUGCCUAUUGUCUUUUGGCAAAAGUGCAGAUUCAUGGCCCCUCCUCCUAUUCUGAUUGUCUCUCCAGGCCCCAGGCAAUCCAACUGCUGGCAGUACGGGGCCGCUUCUCUCCCCAAUCAGGCAACAGCCCCCUCACUCCUCUCUCCUUUCAGUCUCUGUUCUCCUUAUGGUAGUGAUGCUUCUAAAAUUUAGUUGUGCCUUUUUAUAAACUUUUCUCAGCUCCCCCCUUUCCCUCAGUAUAAUGCCCAU